This is a messenger RNA of Perkinsus marinus ATCC 50983, 1314 nucleotides long. RefSeq lists its product as hypothetical. Gene Ontology annotation, molecular function: RNA binding. NCBI's taxonomy places the organism in Eukaryota, Perkinsozoa, Perkinsida, Perkinsidae. The coding region runs from base 1 to 1314 and encodes 437 amino acids. The transcript has 8 exons. The record is from RefSeq and is a predicted model, not a curated record.
AUGGUGUUGCCUUCCCCCGGCCUCGACUCGGCACUCACCCGAGGUCUACCAGCUCGGUUUCGAGAUUUGGAAAACUUGGCCAAGAAAAACCCUUCCCAUUUGAAUAUCGUCUUGUGUCGUUCGCCUAGUGCUGAAGUAGCUCAGGAGGCCUUCGAACUUGGUGUGUGGCCUCUGAGCAAGCAGACAGCUCGGAAGCUAUGGGAGAUCAUGGCGGCCCAGUGUGAAGGCUUUGUGGUUUUGGUAAUCGCCCUGCCCGCAUCUGAUUACUCCACUACAGGGCGAGGGCACUACCUGGGCUAUGGAGCGGCUAUAUGCCCUGCUAACACGGAAGAAAUGGGAGGCGUUGGGAGUACCUUUCCCGAAGGCUGCAAGGUCCACUGGAUUGUCAAGGAGACUGAGGUGCCGUACUCAGCUGCGGGUGGGCUUGUUAACACUUUGAAUAACAAUUAUCGGAUAGAGCUCACCAGAGAUGGCUUUGAGGUUGAUGUUGAGAACGGCAUGAAGCUGCUGCAAAUACUAUCCCCUCGAUUCGAGGCGCGGGAUGCCCGUCGAUCGGAGGCUGGGGAAGACCCUGGUUUCUCUUCUCUCCGUUUCUUUUACGCUGUAGCUGACGAGGUUAAGACCAUAUGCGGCCCUGUUACUACUCGCUUCCCUAGCUCGACAACGACGUCGACGACCCCAUCUGGUCCAACAGAUACACCAACUGAGGACGGUCUGGCUGGAACAUGGUGUGGUCAGCCUGACGAUACAUUCGACUCGAUAGGUUUCUCCGGCAACACUCUCGCUGUCCUCUAUAAUGGUGAGGUCUAUUAUAUGCAAUACUACUGGGAGAGCAACAUGAUUUAUACAUAUGGUGCCGAUCCAGUUCGCGAAGCUGAAGCGUCCGUGGAGUUCUCUGCGCUUCAGCUGAGCUAUUUCGUGAGUAACAUCUCUAUCCAUCUCGGCGGUGAUUAUAUUGGGACUUACAAGCGUGAGGGUAUCUGCGGUCCUCUCCCCGGAAUAGAGGGAGUAAAACCUCCCACGGUGGCAACCGUCUCCUAUACUACAUGGUGCUUGGAUGAUGGCAGCGAGCUCCCGCCGUUCGAAAUUAGAUUCACCGAGUCCUAUAUGACUUUACAUAUUCUUAGUAGUGAUUAUUUUUAUGGCUGGGAGAACCUCGUCCUUCCUGCCAAGUAUUGGAUUAGCAGCUCUGACAUCAGACUUAGUGAUCAAGAUAAUGGUUUUAAGAAUUUCCCAGAACUUGCUCAAGGCAAAUUCGCCCUGGUUUACCAUGGUUCAUGGUUGACUUUGAUUAGGCAAGAAGAUGUUACCUAG